Messenger RNA from Limulus polyphemus (Atlantic horseshoe crab), 2487 nucleotides. RefSeq names its product allene oxide synthase-lipoxygenase protein-like. Gene Ontology annotation, biological process: lipid oxidation. The record is from RefSeq and is a predicted model, not a curated record. The transcript is spliced from 18 exons. Lineage: Eukaryota; Metazoa; Arthropoda; Merostomata; Xiphosura; Limulidae. Gene Ontology annotation, molecular function: oxidoreductase activity, acting on single donors with incorporation of molecular oxygen, incorporation of two atoms of oxygen; metal ion binding; protein binding. Bases 47 to 2287 code for a protein of 746 amino acids.
GGCGAAGGUUGUUGGUUCAGGUGGUGGAUGUGCGUUGCUUUUAAUCAUGGCCGAACAAAGCACACAAAAAUACGAAGUGCACGUGGUAACUGGCGACCGCUCUGGAGCUGGGACCGACGCCAACGUGUGGCUUGUUCUUCACGAUGACCGCGGACAGAAGUCUUCUGUAGUCGAGCUAAACAACUUUUGGAAAAAUGACCAUGAGCGAAACACCACGGGUAAGUAUAAGGUCACCGCGGCUGGAGGCUUCGGUCAGGUUAUUAAGGUCGAGUUCUGGCGAGAUUCUUACGGCUUGGGAGACGACUGGUUUUUGGACAGAGUCGAAGUGCACAACUUGGCGGCAACAAGAAAGGUGCAUUACUUUCCUGUGCACCGCUGGGUGGUUGCCGAUGUCCACUACGUCAUCCACGAGUUCGACUGCACAUUACCAGAAGAUGACCACAGCAUCGAACAGCGUCAGGCUGAACUGCAGCGAAUCAGAGACGAAUACCGUAUUCACUUCCACGUGCCGGGUGGACCAGCACAGCUAUGCCAAACGAAGCGAGCCAUAGCUGAGUGUAAAAAUCGAACUACAGGCGUUCUUCACAUAUGCGCUAUACGUGUUAAGCCAUACUGGUGCGGUGUACUGGUAUGUACUAACUGUGAUCGUGGUUUGUGUUCUAACGGAGUAUCCUCUGACCAUUGUAUUGGGCGUUUCGCGUUAUACCGACAAGACACCCAUGCAGACUUACCAGUGUCAUUUGUCAGAACCUUGACAAUAAGUCUUUGGCUAGCUUCUAAAAUCGAUCUGUACCAAGAUCAGCCUACGUCACUUUGGCAAUGGGACAUAAUUAAGAACAAAGGAAGUCUUCUUGUAGCCAUUAGUCUGAUCAAUCUAGCUACUAAGGACAAAUGGGAGUCCUUUGAAGACUUGAAGACUGUGUAUAGAUGGAAUCUCGAGGAACCAGAGUGUAUCAAGUACUGGACAGAGGACAAAUGGUUUGGCCUCCAGAGAAUCCAAGGAGCUAACCCUAUUCUAAUUACUCUGUGCACAGAAAUUCCUUCAAAGUUCAAGGUGGAUUCUGGGAUGUUACAACCUUUUUUGGAGGGACUGACUUUGGAAGAAGCUCUCGCUGCAAAGCGUUUGUUUAUUGUUGAUCACAAGUUACUGGAGAAUAUAAACUGUAAAGACGCACGAAUGUUGACUGCACCCAUUGCUUUGUUCUUCCUAAAUGAGACAAAAGAAUUGAUGCCAAUUGCCAUUCAACUUUUUCAAGAUGAAAGGCCAAAAAAUCCCGUGAGUUUCACUCACCUAUUGAUGGAAGGAGUUGUUGUGUGUACUCACAGAAAUCUGUCACCAUCCCACCCACUGUUUAAACUCAUGGCUCCACAUUUCUUGUACCUUCUUGCUAUCAAUGCAUUUAAAACAUUACAAGAUGAUACGUCGAGACUUGAGGCUUGCAAACGGGUCUAUGACGUUACUGAUGUCAACUGCCUCUGCGUAGGAUUAGAGAAACUUCUAUCUGUAAAUGGAUGGGUUGACCAAACCAUGACUGUCGGCCGAUGUGGAAUGUUUGAGCUGAUCAAAAGAAGUUUUGAGAACUGGAGACUUGACGUCAAUGGCAUCAUUCCUAAUGACUUCAAGGCCAGAAAGGUCGAUGAUCCCAAUGUUUUACCCAACUACCCAUACAGGGAUGAUUCGACAGCAAUAUUCAAAGCCAUCCGUAACUACGUUACCAAAGUUGUCAAGUUUUACUAUGAUGACCCACAGAAGGUUAUCAAUGAUGUUGAGCUUCAGCACUGGCGAGAAGAAUUAGUUCUAAGUAGAAAUGAUGGUGGUGUUGGCUUGUUGGGUGUUCCAGGAGAAACUGGAAAAUUCACCACCAUUGAUCAGGUUAUUGACGUCGUGAGUGUUAUAAUAUCAACUUGUAGCAUUGGUCAUGCUGCAGCUAACUUCCAGCAAUAUUCAGAGUAUGGCUUUCCACCAAAUUAUCCUGGAAUUGUAUGUGAUGAUGUUAUUCAAGACAAAAGGCCACGCACAAUGCAGGAUGUUUUGAAGACUCUGCCAGAUAAAGAAACUACUCUUGAUAUAAUGGUUAUAACCAAGUUGCUCAGUGCUAGAGGAACCAAAUCUCUGGGAGAUUUUGAAGUGCAGUAUUUAUAUCACCCAGUCUGUGUAAGAGCUGCUGAAGAGUUUCGUGCAGAACUGAGAGAGAUCAGCAAAAACAUUCAACAACGGAACAAAACUGUAGAAUUCCCAUACUGCUGGCUGGAUCCUGAGAUUGUUCCAAAUUCUAUUAGCAUAUAGAAAGAGAGAGAGAAGUAAUCUAAGAUAUACAAAGAGUGUGAUUUUUUUAAAAAUUAUUUAAGCUUUUAAAAUGACUCGUUUUAAAUGGAGCUUAAUAUAGAUGUGGAAAUGUACACGGAAGCUUAUUAUUAUUUCUUUUUACCAUGAUUUAAUCUUUAAAUAUGUAGGUGUAAUAAAUUCAGCUCAUAUUUUCUCACUUG